AUGAACGGGUUCCAGACAACAAGAAUGGAACUUGGUUCAGCCUCUGCUUCUUCUUCUUCAUCUACUUUUGGUGGGUCAGAAUCACUCAAUGGCUUCAAGUUUGGCAAGAAAAUCUACUUUGAAGAUGUAGGUGUUGGAGUGCAGGACAAAUUUGGUGGUGGGCCGCCUUCACUGCUGCCCAAGGCCGCCGGACUACCUCCCCCAUCACCUGCCAAGAAGAGGAGAAGCGGCGUGGUGCAAGGUGGCCAGCCACCAAGGUGCCAAGUGGAAGGGUGUGAGACAGAUCUGAGCGGUGCUAAGGCUUACUAUUCAAGGCACAAAGUGUGUGGUACGCACUCCAAGUCCCCAAAGGUCAUUGUUGCAGGCCUUGAGCAAAGGUUUUGCCAGCAAUGCAGCAGGUACCAUAUUGAUGGAGAUCAAGAUAGGAAUAAAGAAGGAGUUAUAGGUUAA
This is a messenger RNA of Olea europaea var. sylvestris, 450 nucleotides long. RefSeq names its product squamosa promoter-binding-like protein 14. NCBI's taxonomy places the organism in Eukaryota, Viridiplantae, Streptophyta, Magnoliopsida, Lamiales, Oleaceae. Gene Ontology annotation, cellular component: nucleus. The transcript has 2 exons. The coding region runs from base 1 to 450 and encodes 149 amino acids. The record is from RefSeq and is a predicted model, not a curated record. Gene Ontology annotation, molecular function: DNA binding.